This is a messenger RNA of Clarias gariepinus (North African catfish), 3390 nucleotides long. RefSeq names its product mucin-2-like. Lineage: Eukaryota; Metazoa; Chordata; Actinopteri; Siluriformes; Clariidae. The transcript is spliced from 3 exons. The record is from RefSeq and is a predicted model, not a curated record. The coding region runs from base 1 to 3390 and encodes 1129 amino acids.
AUGCCAAGCACAACAGAAACAAUCACAACGAUCACGCCAAGCACAACAGAAACGAUCACAACGAGCACGCAAAGCACAACGGAAACUAGCACAACGAGCACGCCAAGCACUAUAGAAACAAGCACGCCAAGCACGACGGACACAAGCACGACGGACACGAGCACGCCAAGCACAACGAUCACGCCAAGCACAACGGAAACGAGCACAACGAUCAUGCCAAGCACAAUGGAAACGAGCACAAUGAACACGCCAAGCACAACGGAAACGAGCACGCCAAGCACAACAGAAACAAGCACAACGAGCACGCCAAGCACGACGGAAACGAGCACGCCAAGCACGACGGACACAAGCACGCCAAGCACGACGGAGACGAGCACGCCAAGCACGAUGGAAACGAGCACGACGGACAUGAGCACGCCAAGCACAACGAGCACGCCAAGCACAAUGGAAACAAUCACAACGAUCACGCCAAGCCCAACGGAAACGAGCACAACGAGCACGCCAAGCACGAUGGGAACGAGCACGCCAAGCACUAUAGAAACGAGCACGCCAAGCACGGCGGACACAAGCACGCCAAGCACGACGGACACGAGCACGCCAAGCACAACGAUCACGCCAAGCACAACGGAAACGAGCACAACGAUCACGCCAAGCACAACGGAAACGAGCACGCCAAGCACAAUGAGCACACCAAGCACAACGGAAACAAUCACAACGAUCACGCCAAGCACAACGGAAACGAGCACGCCAAGCACAAUGAGCACACCAAGCACAACGGAAACAAUCACAACGAGCACGCCAAGCACGACGGAAACGAGCACGCCAAGCACGAUGGAAACGAGCACGCCAAGCACGACGGACACAAGCACAACGAGCACGCCAAGCACAACGGAAACAAUCACAACGAUCACGCCAAGCACAACAGAAACGAGCACAACGAGCACGCCAAGCACGACGGACACGAGCACGCCAAGCACAACGGACACGAGCACGCCAAGCACGACGGACACGAGCACGCCAAGCACAACAGAAACGAGCACAACGAGCACGCAAAGCACAACGGAAACUAGCACAACGAGCACGCCAAGCACAACGGAAACGAGCACGCCAAGCACUAUAGAAAGAAGCACGCCAAGCACGACGGACACAAGCACGACGGACACGAGCACGCCAAGCACAACGAUCACGCCAAGCACAACGGAAACGAGCACAACGAUCAUGCCAAGCACAAUGGAAACGAGCACAAUGAGCACGCCAAGCACAACAGAAACGAGCACGCCAAGCACAACAGAAACAAGCACAACGAGCGCGCCAAGCACGACGGAAACGAGCACGCCAAGCACGACGGACACAAGCACGCCAAGCACGACGGAGACGAGCACGCCAAGCACGAUGGAAACGAGCACGACGGACAUGAGCACGCCAAGCACAACGAGCACGCCAAGCACAAUGGAAACAAUCACAACGAUCACGCCAAGCCCAACGGAAACGAGCACAACAAGCACGCCAAGCACGGCGGACACAAGCACGCCAAGCACGACGGACACGAGCACGCCAAGCACAACGAUCACGCCAAGCACAACGGAAACGAGGACAACGAUUACGCCAAGCACAACGAGCACGCCAAGCACAACGGAAACAAGCACGCCAAGCACAAUGAGCACACCAAGCACAACGGAAACAAGCACAACGAGCACGCCAAGCACGACGGAAACGAGCACGCCAAGCACGACGGAAACGAGCACGCCAAGCACGAUAGAAACGAGCACGCCAAGCACGACGGACACAAGCACGACGGACACGAGCACGCCAAGCACAACGAGCACGCCAAGCACAACGGAAACAAUCACAACGAUCACGCCAAGCACAACAGAAACGAGCACAACGAGCACGCCAAGCACAACGGAAACGAGCACAACGAGCACGCCAAGCACGAUGGAAACGAGCACGCCAAGCACUAUAGAAACGAGCACGCCAAGCACGACGGACACGAGCACGCCAAGCACGACGGACACGAGCACGCCAAGCACAACGGAAACGAGCACAACGAUCACGCCAAGCACAACGGAAACGAGCACAACGAGCACGCCAAGCACAACGGAAACGAGCACAACGAGCACGCCAAGCACAACGGAAACGAGCACAACGAGCACGCCAAGCACAACGGAAACGAGCACAACGAGCACGCCAAGCACAACGGAAACAAGCACAACGGAAACAAGCACAACGAUCACGCCAAGCACAACGGAAACGAGCACAACGGAAACAAGCACAACGGAAACGAGCACAACGAGCACGCCAAGCACAACGGAAACAAGCACAAUGAGCACGCCAAGCACGACGAGCGCGCCAAAACCAAGCACGACAAGCACGACUGACACGAGCACGGCAAGCACGACGGACACGAGCACGGCCAGCACGACGGACACGAGCACGGCCAGCACGACGGACACGAGCACGGCCAGCACAACAGAAACAAGCACGACAAGCACGACAGAAACAAGCACAACGAGCAUGCCAAGCACGAUGGACACGAGCACACCAAGCACGGCGGAAACGAGCACGCCAAGCACAACGGACACAAGCACGCCGGAAACGAGCACGCCAAGCACAACGAGCACGCCAAGCACAACGGAAACAAUCACAACAAGCACGCCAAGCAUGAUGGAAACAAGCAGGCCAAGCACGACGAACACGAGCACGCCAAGCACGAGCACGCCAAGCACAACGGAAACGAGCACAACGAGCACGCACGACGGAACCAAGCACGAUGGGAACAAGCACAACGAGCAUGCCAAGCACGAUGGGAACGAGCACAACGAGCAUGCCAAGCACGACGGAAACGAGCACGCCAAGCACGACGGACAUGAGCACGCCGGAAACGAGCACACCAAGCACGACGGACAUGAGCACGCCGGAAACAAGCACGGCAAGCACAACGAGCACACCAAGCACGAUGGAAACGACCACAACGAGCACGCCAAGCACGAUGGAAACGAGCACAGCAAGCACAACGGAAACAAGCACGACGGAAAUGAGCACGGCAAGCACGACAGACACAGACACGCCAAGCACAACGAGCACGCCAAGCACAACAGAAACAACCCCAACAAUCACGCCAAGCACAACCGAAACAAGCACAACGAGCACGCCAAGCACAACGGAAACGAGCACAACGAGCACGCCAAGCACAACGGAAACAAGCACAACGGAAACAAGCACAACGAAAACAAGCACAACGGAAAUAAUCACAACGAGCACGCCAAGCACAACGGAAACGAGCACAACAAGCACGCCAAGCACAACGGAAACGAGCACAACGAGCACGCCAAGCACAACGGAAACGAGCACAACGAGCACGCCAAGCACGACACCCACGAGCACGGCUAG